This is a messenger RNA of Medicago truncatula (barrel medic), 1460 nucleotides long. RefSeq names its product ethylene-responsive transcription factor ABR1. Gene Ontology annotation, biological process: regulation of DNA-templated transcription; ethylene-activated signaling pathway. Gene Ontology annotation, molecular function: DNA binding; DNA-binding transcription factor activity. The coding region runs from base 171 to 1112 and encodes 313 amino acids. Lineage: Eukaryota; Viridiplantae; Streptophyta; Magnoliopsida; Fabales; Fabaceae. The record is from RefSeq and is a predicted model, not a curated record. The transcript has 2 exons.
CAACUUGUUAGUUAUUUGAUAUCAAGAAUUUUAUAUAUACGUAUACUUGUGUUACUGUUUUAUUCAUAUUUCAGUUUAGUGCAAGUAUUGUGUUGUAUUAAAGUUGGUGUUGAAGGGUAAUUGAAAAGGUGGUGAAUUAUAUUGAAGAGGGACAAGAACUAACGUUGUCAAUGCCAUUGCCAAUGAUGUUUCCUGGUCUUAAUAGAGAGGGAGAGAUGUCAGCUAUGGUCUCUGCUUUAACACAUGUGAUAUGUGGUGAUCAGAACAAUGAUGGUGGUAGUGAUGGUUAUAAUGUUCUGAAUCAGAAUAUGAAUCACAAUGCAUUUGAAGGAGAUGGUAUUGAUAUUAAGCCUUUUGGUUCUUCUUCAACUUCUUUAUCUUAUGGUGGCAAUUCUGCACUCAAGAGAAGGAGGGAAGAUGGUGGAUUCUUUGACAAUUCAUCUUCUCCUAUCCCCCAAAUUAAGCACCAAGGUGUAGAAUGUUCAAGCAACUGGACAAACACAGUAACAACAACAACAGGAAGGAGCCAAGUUGAAGAACAAAUAUAUGAAUACAGAACAGACAAUAACAAUGUGAAAAAUGAAGACCAACCAAAAAGAAAAUACAGAGGAGUAAGACAGAGGCCAUGGGGAAAAUGGGCAGCAGAGAUAAGAGAUCCUUUCAAAGCUACAAGAGUAUGGUUAGGUACAUUUGAAACAGCUGAAGAUGCAGCUAAAGCCUAUGAUCAAGCUUCAUUGCGUUUUAGAGGAAACAAAGCAAAACUCAACUUCCCUGAAAAUGUUAAGCUCAAGCAACAACAAUCAACACCGACCCAUUUGAACAUUUCACAUUCUAAUAGUGCCCUUUUGUCACAUCAACCUAGAACUGAUCCUGAUCCUAUAGUUCACAAUGAAACUCUUCAUACUUUGCAAAGUUCAAACAAGUAUUAUGACUACUUCAAUGGUCAAAACUUUCCAAUGGCUUCUCUUCAAACUUCAGUGUCACCGUCAGCUUCUUAUUCUUCAAGUUAUACAACUACUACUUUUGCUUCUUCUUUUAGUUCCCCACAGACAACUUCUUCAAUUCCUUCGGGUUUGACAGCAUGGCCUUCUGGAUCCUCUCCCUCAGGGUGAUUAUUUGAUCAAUUUCAUUAUUAGAAUUUAGAAGGGUUGUAUUUCGUUAGUAUUUACCUUUUUUUUGGUCCCCUACCUAAUAUUAUAUAUCGUUGGGGGUGAUGGAGUAGCUUGGAAAAGAAAGAGGGACAAAGCAAUAUAAAACUAAUAUAAAAAAAUGAAUAAAUUAGACUUUCUUGAGUUUAUGCUAUUUUAGAGAGGGAAAAGUUAUUGUUUGCGUCUUAGCCCGUUAUUUUACAUUGUAAAAAAAUGGAGGAAUGGAGAUUUUGUUUCAUAUGAGCGGAUGAAAAUUAAUCAAUUUUAUCUUAGCCCGUUUUUGUUUUUUUUUGGCUUCACUAUUCCACUGAA